Messenger RNA from Symbiodinium natans, 2040 nucleotides. The record is from the annotation of a GenBank genome assembly. NCBI's taxonomy places the organism in Eukaryota, Dinophyceae, Suessiales, Symbiodiniaceae.
AUGCGGGGUGCCUUCUCCGACGUGUACCGCGACAACAUCAUGUUCUUCCUUCUCGGACUCUUCGCUAUUCGCAUCACCAUCAAGAUCGCUUGCACUAGCUUCAUGUGCGAGCUCAUGCUCACAGUACCAAUUGCCAUCACAAACCAGACGAUGGCAAUUUUCACGCUGCUCGCGGCACCGACUCUGUUUGACUUCCUCGUCAUGUACGUGGCCUUGAUUGGUCUCCAGAUGAUCGAGCGAAUCUACAUCGGUCCGAAUGAGGACGUGGCAAUGGGCAAGCUGGCGCAGUGGAAGCGCACCUUCGAUGGCUACAUGAAGUCCCUGAGCGCAGCGAAGCCGAAGAAAGCGGACGACGACGAGGAGUCCGAAGACGAGAAGAAGUUCGAGGACCAGGAUGAGAUGGAGCAGGAGGGUGAGACCGAGGAGAUGAUCUCCUUCCUGGCCACGAUAUCAGCGGACUCCAUUGCCAAUCUGGUAGUGCCGACCUUCUAUGCGUUCUGCAUGUUGAUGUUCGAAGAGUCCCGCGUGCUGAGCAACUUCAGGAUUCCGCAGCACAAUGCGGAGUUCUACCUGUAUUUCUACAUCCUGAUGCUCCCCUUCCAGAUGAUCGCUGACCGCAUUUGUGUCAACAUUGUGGAAUGCUACCACGGCUGGAAAGUCACGGACUAUUUGGAGUAUUGCGCGUACCGCUUCAUUGUCCGAACCACAGACUGGAAGGGCAAGGACAACGUUCUCGACCAGACGCUGUCUCCGCACGUGCGCUCCAUCGACCAGAUGUGCUUCUCGGACCAGUUCUAUUUCGUCUGCCUCAUGCAGACGAUCGGCGCGAUGUCGCUGGUCUUCGGCAUGCAGAUCAUCUUCGAAGCCGGGUGGAACAUCUUCGAGGAUCCUGCGACUCCGGUUGUCCUCUUCUACGCCCUGUGCCUCUGCAGAGGCACAAGCGCCAUGACCGGAGUUUCAGCUGCAUACUUGAAGAUCUGGGUGGUCCGCUACCGUACCUGGGCUGAGUCGGGCUACCAGCAGGCAAUCAUGAAGAAAAUGCAGGCUAUGUCCGGAAGCACUGCAGAUGAGAAGCCACCGCCGCCCCCCGCCGGCUCCGUGCACGAUGGCUGGCCAGAGCCCGCCCACUACGACAAGCAUGGCAUGGAGAGGUAUCGCGUGGCUUUCCUAGCCGAGAACCAGCUUUGGCUGCAGGUCGCUGUGUCGGAGAUGAUGGACAAGAAGACGCUGGAAAAGCACCGCGAAGACCUCCUGGAUGGCUUGGCCACCAUCGUCAACGAGGUGGCUCCCAAAGACUAUGCGGCCGAGGGCACCGAGCCUGUCGAGAAGGAGAUGUUCCAGUUCGGGGCAGCGCCGGCGAUGGACCUGGCACGGGCAGCUUCAGAGAUCCAGCGGGAGACCUACGAGAACUCGGCUCUGCGCCAGCUCAUGAGGAUGUGGCGGGAGCGUGCCCAGUUCAUGCUCUUCCUACAGCAAGUCUCAGCCAUGGUGAAGCUGGACAACUACCAGCGGCGUGAUGCCUGCGAGAUCUGUGGGAAGGCAAAGGACCAGCUUCCGCUGGUCGUGCUGCCCAUCUAUACUCUCCUGCACUUGGCAUCCCUGUACCGAGAACAGAGAGAUAUGUCCCCGUUGUGGAACACCCCACUGUGGAAGCACUUCUACCAGACCUUCACUCCAACCUGCACGCUUUGCGAGGAGUGCGCCAAGUAUUACCACAAGCGUAACACCAACAUCCCCGUCAACGAGAAGCGCUACCAGCGCUUGCAGGCGAAGCAGAAGAGCGCGUACGAAAAAGUCAGGGUGAGCGAUUACCCGGUGAUCACUAUGGAGCCAGAAAUGAAGCAGGUUUUGAACCUCUGGCUCCAAUGGACAAGAUGCAUUGUCCGAGACGAGCGCCCGCAAGACUUCCUGCCGCGCUUCGGCAUCGAAGGACGCACCAUGCAGGAGAUCAGAAAGGAGUUGCUGGACAAGGCCUACUGGAGGUUUUGGGAUGUCAGGGUUUUUUUGGAGCUUUUUGGCUUUUUGGAACUUUUGGGCUAA